UUUAUUACCACAUGCACUGUGUGAUCCUGCAGAUGCCCUCAAGUGCAGCACUGAGUACUUUAAGGUACAUCUGAAGAACUCCGCAUUUGUAAAAGAGGGGGUUGUUUCAAUAAGCUCUGAAAUUCUCAUACAUUUGUUUUGAAAUGGAACAAUAAAUUCUAAAAGAAACUGUGUUUAGAAGUGYUUUUUUCAAGAAUGUGAUCUCAUUAAAGACACGUCAUGUUAUUGCUGGUGAAGAUGGUUAUUAACUAUGCGCCAUUCCGCAGCUUUGUCAUACAGUACAACCAGUGGACUUUGCUCACUGAUAAUAGUGAAUGAUACCAGAAGUUGGUUCAGAAGUCUCCAUUACUUUCAGUUCUGGAGUUCCUGCAACACAGUGUCCUCAAGGCAACGACAGGAAGAAGGGCACAAUGGAGAGCCUUCACCUACACGUCAUAGCCGUGCUCCUUUACUUCAUCCUUCCUGGAUCUGCGGAAACCGACUCACAUCGGAUCCCUUCUGAUACUUCUCAUCAUUCGGGCUGCCGGUGGGAAGGGAAUCUCAUAGUGAAUUGUUCCUUCGCUGGAAUAUCCGCUGUUCCCGAAGAUGUAGCACUAGCAGUGCUAACAGCUGAUCUAAGUCACAACAACAUCAGGACGCUGCUGCGCACAACGGGCGGAAAGCAGGAGUGGGUGGUGAAGCACCUGAACCUCAGCAACAACCUCAUUUCGGAGCUCUCCUUCGCCGUGGCUUUCAGGAAUCUGCCUUCCUUAGAAACUCUGAACCUCGACGGCAACGCGCUGAGCGCCCUCCCGCUGGGCCUCCCCGCGGCAGCGCCCGCGGAGCAGGGAGACGCCAGGCCGCUCCUGCCCUCCCUGAGAGCGCUGGCACUCCAGAGGAACAGCCUUGGCUCCGUUCCCCAGGGACUAGGGAUGUUGCAGUCUUUACAAACUGUCCACUUGGCAUCCAAUGACAUACUGCAAAUUGAUGCGAAUGACUUUCAAAACUGUUCACAACUGAGGAAUAUCUACUUACAAGACAACAAGAUAACUAAAAUUCACCCAGAAGCUUUCAAGGAUCUAAACAAUUUACAGGUUGUGGAUCUUCGUGGAAAUGCUCUGACAACACUCCCACCACAGAUAUUCAACAACUUGAACAUAUUUCAACUUGGAGUGGAUUCAACAAAUAAUCCCUGCACAUGCAACUGCAAUCUAAAUACUUUCAAAUAUUUAAUUCAUUUUCUUCUUGACUCAACGAGGAAAAGAUGGAGUAUUUCACACAAUAAAUCUGUCAACGUCUUAUGGAAGCUUCUGUCUCUUUCAAGUUUUAAUUUAAACUGCAAUGACAGUGUUUCAUUUAAAACAACUGUAAUCCCAACGGGAAAGACAUCUGUGCUAAACUGCCACUUGGAUAACACAAGGGGUAAUGGGGUCUUUUGGUGGACMCCUGUAGGCAGAAUUUCAAGAGAUGCUCCUCUUCCUCCCAUGACACUGGAGAAAGAGAGUAAUUUAGCAAUACACAAYGCUGACAGAACUGCUGAAGGACUUUAUACGUGUAUUUUUUUUAAUACAACAAGAAAGAAACUUCUCAUCUACGAUAUACAGGUAGAGGAAARGCUUUCAAGGUCUUUGGUUAGAAAAACCCGGGAUACUACCACUGUUUUUAGGCAAGGAACGACGAGGCAAGACCUUGUGCUGGCGACCUGCCUGUCGGUGCUGGUGACGUUUGUGGUGGCCUUUUGCCUGGGCGCCUUCGCCAGGCCCUACCUUGGGAAGCUGUGGAGCCGCAUGCGCGGAAGCGAGCGCUCAGCUUCCCAGCAUGUUUAUUCCAACGAAGCCUUCUCCAACGAAACUCUGGGCAGAGAGUGCACUGCAAGCAUCCCAACAAACACACGGAGCAAUCUGUUCAUCUGUGAUGAAGAUUCUCCAAAAAACACACGCUUUUUUCCUACACAAACCUCUAGCUUGCAUGAAAGUGUCAUUUAUAGUAACACAGGGGCACCCAAUACUGGGGAAGAGGACCAGAAGCCAUGCACUGAUGAGACCAAAGCAAAGCACAAAUCAGUGUUUGCCAACAGCAAAGCAGCUACCGCCAGGAACAACCAUUAUAUAAGUGUUAAUCCACAAUCUUCUGUUGAGAUGUACUAUGGAGACAGUCAUGAGAUAGCACCACGAAACCUGACACGCCAGGACAUUUCGUUACAUGAAGAUUCAAACUAUGCAAAUAGUGAAGCCUUGGAGAGGAGCAGCUUCCCUCCCACACCUGGCAGACGGAAUGCUGACUCGUACUCAGCUCACGUUGAGCCUUCACAUUCAGAUUUACCCUUCGCAAGAGAGACCGCCCUUCCAUUUCGUGGAAGGCAAACCCAUAUAAAUGCUCAAAACCCCAGGAACACAGAGAUAACCAACAAGUCUCAUCUGCAGUCUGAAAUUACAGAGGCUACGGUAGAUUCUCCCAAAUGGAAAGAGGUGAUCUCCGAUACCGAGUCCCGAAGCACUUCAGUAGUUCUACCCAAAACACAACUUGGUCUAAAUAACAGAAAGGAUAAAAUCAGUGAUGCAGGAGAUUUUAUUUUACCRAACAGUUGCCAGAGACAUAUAAAUCGUGAGGAUUUAAGUGCCUACCUUGCAAGUGACAAUUCUGAUCUAGAAUAUUACAAGCGAGGAGGUGCUACCAAACAGGAGGAUCUGGCAGACCUCUUUGGGGACAGUUCUUCAGACGAAGGGGUCCCAUUUACAAUGAGCGACUGUAGCUCUUUAUCAGAUGUUGAGCUGGGACAACCUCCAAGCAACACCCUCUCAGGCUGUCAGUCAUCGCUAGAAAAAGCCGAUGCAAACAACGAAACAGAGAGGUCCUCAGCAGCGGCCGAGCCUCCCAGCCCGGCUGCUGAACAUCAGCCCUUUGGGAAAGGCGAGAACACGGAUGAGGAUGAUUCCGACAUCACUGCCAGUUAUGGAUCAGACAGCAGCACGUCUCAAACAGAAUCGCCUUACACUGACAAGCACAGCGACCAUGAGUCUGAUUCGAACACAAUCAUUUUCUCUCACCAAAAAGCUCCUGGUAUGUUUAAGAGUUCUACCCAUCCAGAGUCACCAAUUCAAAACUUCAUUUCUGGUUCUACAAGCAAACACAGUACAAGUUCUAAUGAUACGUCAGCUUCCUCAAAACGCUCUCCCACGUCUGCCUCACACACAGAGGAUGCUCCUGCCAAAGAGGCCGACUUGUCACCGUCCCAGUUUUCCAUUCAAGCUCAGCACUUUCAGCGGUUCAGGCCCACGGAGCAGGAGGAAGAUGCAGCAGACAUCAGUGCUGAGAGCACAGAGCGGAGUUCCUCUGAAGAGGAUAAUAGCGAAGAGGAUAUUACGUUAAGAAGACACAUGAGGACACCCGAGAAGGUUCAUUUUACAUUUGCACCCGAUGACUUUGGUUCCGGUCAGGUUGUUAGAAAGUCUUCCAACACAGCCACCGAUGAAUCAACUCUUCAACCUCCGACUCAAAGCACAGGUGAAGGGCGCAUUAUGGUUAUUCCUGACAUAGAUGACUCCGUACCCCAGGGGAAGCAAGUGGAAGCACCUAAUGCACARACCAUGCAAAAAGACCUUACUAAAGGUGAACACGAGGAGCACACGGAAGUGCAGGAUGGCACCAGCUCUGACCUGCCUCCAGAAACGCAGUCCCACAACAUGACGGCAGCUUCGCAUCAUCCUGACUGCUCUGGCAAAGCGCAAUCCGUCUUCAGCACACACAAUUAUUCCCAGUGGGAUCAGAGUGAGGAAAAUGCAUAUUCCUCACCACUCCCACAAAGGUCUUUCAUUGCAAAUAUACAAUACAGUUCAUUGCCAUUCCCACAGACUAGAGGAAAGAGAGACUCCAGAAAGACCGAUUCCAGUGAUACAGAGGACGACACCACUUGGACAGCACCGGAAAACUAUCCUACAAUGGUUGUCAAUCUCCAAAAUCCUAGUGAAAACCUCGAUCAAAAAAAUAAGACCAAUUUAAGUCAGGGUCUGUUUUUUGUUAAGAAGAAAAGAGCCUUUGAUGGAUUUGUUAAUGUCUUGCGCAAAGCAGAUCAAACUUCAAUAAGUGAAGUUUAAAAAUGCAAAAACCUCCAGGACUCCCACAAUGAUAGUGUCAAAGAGCAGGAACAAAAAUGACUGGAUCUCAAAAUGAAGUUCUGUCGCUCCUGGUAA
This is a messenger RNA of Nothoprocta perdicaria, 4169 nucleotides long. RefSeq names its product leucine rich repeat containing 66 (gene LRRC66). The transcript has 5 exons. Gene Ontology annotation, molecular function: protein binding. Lineage: Eukaryota; Metazoa; Chordata; Aves; Tinamiformes; Tinamidae. The record is from RefSeq and is a predicted model, not a curated record. The coding region runs from base 315 to 4073 and encodes 1252 amino acids.